GCACACACGCACGCACACACACACACACACACACACACACACACACACACACACACACACACACACACACACACACACACACACACACACAGGUGAAUCUGAAACAUAAACCAGUCAGUCAGAACCAUUCUUUUCACAGAGACAGUUAAAUCGUAUUUAGCAGGUGAUAAAUAUAAACUACAUUCUACACUAAAAUUCUGGUUUCCUGUAGAUCUGCAAUGAAUGUAAAUAAUGUAAAUAAGUCCAUGUACUUACAAUACGUGACAUGACCAGACUGUCUUUGUGUUUUGGGUUCAGCAUCAUUUGUGUUUUUCCUGUGUAUUAGAGAAGAUUCACUGCAGUAAAUAGACAAUAGUUUCCGCUGUGGUUUCUGCUCACUUCCCAUUGGUUCAGUAAUAGUGCCUCUGCUCCCUCAGCAGAAGGCAUGUCGAAGGGGUUGAGGUGAUCCUCAAAGUACUCCUUCCACCGUCCAAAAAAAUCCCCAGUCGAGGUCAACAGCUCCCCACCUCCACUGAAAACAGAGUUGGUGAAGGACUUUCUCCCCCUCCUGAGGCUUGGAUGGUUUGGCAGAAUCUCUUUGAGGCGGAGGGAUAGUUCUUCUCUAAGGCCUCCCCAAACCUCCCAGGUCCGUGUUUUUGACUCAGAGAACAUGGUCCACUCAGACUCCAUGUGUCCAACCUCCCUCGGAAUCUGGUCGAAGCUCUCCCGGAGGUGUGAGUUAAAGGUCCGUCUGACAGAGGGUUCAGCCAAGCGUUCCCAACAGACCCUCGCGAUACGUGUGGUCCUGCCAGCCUCCUUCCCUGACAGCGUGUCCUACUCACCACCAGGUGGUGAUCAGUUGACAGCUUGGCCCCUCUCUUCACCCGAGUGUACAAAACAUAUCCGGAUCAAAACCGAGCUUUUAGCAACUGUGUUAACCACUGCACUACUGUGUCGCUCACAUAUAUGAUCCAGUCCAGUUAUUGAGUUAUUCACUCAGCAAAAGGUUUCAUUCCCAGAACCAUCGAAAAGUUUAUUGUACUUAUGAAUGUUACAUAUUAACUUGGAACCUUUAUUGGCCUCGAAUUACUACACCUCAAAUCCCACUAAUACUGUAAUUGUCUGAUAGAGGCUAUUUGUGAAACAGGAGAUGUAACAAACCCACGUUCACGCUAUCUGCUCGGUGAUAUAAUGACGAUCACUGCCAGAAGCUGCUGCGGCUUCUUAAUUACACGGAGGACGCGCUUUCACUUGUGUCGCUGCGUGUGCGUGUGCACCAGAGGGUCCAGGAUGAUCCGAUCGCAGGGCGUGAGUGUUGCACGCGGGGGUUUUAGGUGACGUGAUGCUGUCCAUCACUAUAAAAAGGCCACUGACUGACUGCUUGGUGCCAGACACCUGCUCAGGUACCGGCGAGGUGAGACCCUCCUCAGGCCUCUCUUUAAAGCUCAUUCCAUGUGUUUGCCCUGUCUUAAAUGUUGUUAAUUAUUCAUUUCAUGUUUCAUUCUGUCAGUUUGUGUGAAUCUCCACCAGGCAGCAUGUCUCUUUAUAUUUCUCUCCCUCUGCUGGUCGUGCUGCUGCAGCCCGUUCUGUGUGCCUAUAACUGCUCCACCGUUUAUCAGAGGACUCCAGACAACUCGGACCUGAGCGUUGACUGUGGCACGUCCGUGAUCACCGUGGACGUCAAUCAGUGCACGGCUCAGUGGGCCGGCUUCAACGUCACGGACCUGGCUCUGAACGGGAACCACACCAACACGGACUGCCAGGGCUCCGUCGUCGCCGGCACGGACCCUCCCAUCAUCCGCUUCCAGCUGCCUGUGAACAGCAGCCAGGGUAACCCCUGUCGCCAGACUCUGCAGAUCGUGGAUGAAAAUGUCCCUCAAGGUACCCUCACCUCCUUCUCAUCGGUCCAGUCCAUGAUCAUCACAGGGUUUAUUGAUGCACCCAAGUCUGCCCAGGGCUUCAUCAGCUACGCCACAGACAUCUACUACCAGUUCACCUGCCGCUACCCGCUGGAGUAUCUGCUCAACAACACGCAGAUUGUGGCCUCUUCGUCUUCGGUGGCGGCUCAAGAAAACAACGGAACCUUCAUUAAUUAUCUAAAAAUGGCCGUUUAUAACGACUCCGACUUUGCCUAUCCGUUGGUCGUUCCCUCCACGGGCCUCGAGCUACGGAAAAAGGUCUACGUGGAGGUCAAGACUGUGAACUUCACGGGAAACUUCAACGUGCUCCUGGAUCACUGCUUCGGGACUCCCAGUCCCUACAACAUGACCAGCACCGAGAAGCACGACUUCCUCACCACCUGUUCAAAUGACCCAAAGACGGCAGUGAUGACCAACGGAGCGUCCAAGUUUGCCCGGUUCAACUUCGAGGCCUUCCGCUUCGUAUCGCACCGCGACCAGACCAAGUCCAGCAUCUACGUGCACUGCAUACUGAGGCUGUGUGAGCCCAGCACCUGUCAACAGCAGCUGGCUUGUGGAAGCAGAAGGAGACGCUCCGAGGCGUCUUUGGGGGGACAAAGCAGGGACAGUGCCGUGGUUUCCCUCGGACCUCUUUACACCGGUCCAGAAGACACACCUGUUGCGGCCGCCGCCACCGGUGACAGUGAGUCAGGGAGGAGCAACGGUGUGAACCUCGCAGGACUGGCGGUGGGCGUGGUGUUCGGCUCAGCCGCCGCCGUCGCGCUCACCGUGGGCGGCUGCUUUGCCCUGAAGAAGUUCAUUUAAAUAUCGCCUGGCGUUAUGUUUAUUGUGACGCCAUAAAACCUGAUAGUGUCACUAUGUCAGUGGACUGUAGAACCAGGGACACACCGUGGCACCAUGUGUGUGUUGCAUCUUCAUCUGGUGGUUAUGAAUCAUCAAACAAACCCGGGCUUUGCAUGAAGGAAGUCAUUUUCAUAUUUAAUAACUGUUGUCUUUG
This is a messenger RNA of Betta splendens (Siamese fighting fish), 2895 nucleotides long. Its product is annotated as zona pellucida-like domain-containing protein 1. The record is from RefSeq and is a predicted model, not a curated record. The transcript has 10 exons. Gene Ontology annotation, cellular component: cell surface. Lineage: Eukaryota; Metazoa; Chordata; Actinopteri; Anabantiformes; Osphronemidae. Bases 1452 to 2702 code for a protein of 416 amino acids.